Molecule: messenger RNA, 2847 nt
Organism: Vicia villosa (hairy vetch)
Lineage: Eukaryota; Viridiplantae; Streptophyta; Magnoliopsida; Fabales; Fabaceae
Product: cellulose synthase-like protein H1
Exons: 9
Coding region: 502-2742 (746 amino acids)
Biological process (GO): plant-type primary cell wall biogenesis; cellulose biosynthetic process
Cellular component (GO): trans-Golgi network; plasma membrane
Molecular function (GO): mannan synthase activity; cellulose synthase (UDP-forming) activity
Source: RefSeq, a predicted model, not a curated record
UAUAUUGCAUAACACCAACAAUCUUUAUACUAGAAAUUAAUACUCCAUAUAUACAUACACAAAGAAAAAUCUAUGGCCAAUCCAAAUUCUGUGCUUCCUUUGUAUGAAAAAAGUUGGUACAAACACAAUUACAAAAGAGUAUUGGAUAGCAAAUUCUAAUCCUUCUUAAAAGUUAAUAGCCAUACAUGGAAAAUUGGCAUAGAAAUUGAGUUUGGCAUUGUGGAGUUACGUUUGAUACUCUCAUACGCCAAACCAAUUUGUAUUCUGCUAAUUCCAAAUAUGUUCAAUCAGUUGUCUGUCAUUAUAUAAUUUGAACUGAUUCUACACGAGUCACAUUCUACAACUUGCGAGUCUUUUAGUAUUUUAAAAUUGUAAUCAAGCAAAUUACCCUCCUUUUCUGCUAUAAAUAUAUUGCUUAAUACCAACCAUCUUUGGACUAGAAAAUCACCCUAUAUACUCAAAGAGGUUCUCUAAUCUAAUCACCUUAGCAAUAAAAAAACUAUGGCCAAUCCAAACUCUGUGCUUCCUUUGUAUGAAAAAAGUUGGUACAAACACAAUUACAAAAGAGUAUUGGAUAGCAUAAUUCUAAUCCUUCUUCUGUUGCUGCUUGGUUACCGUUUUAUAUCUGUCAACCACUAUUCUCUUCCUUGGUUUGUUGCUUUCAUGUGUGAAUCUUGGUUCACCUUAGGUUGGAUAUUCACCAUGUCCACUCAAUGGAGUCCCGCUCUUGUCAAAACCUACCCUCAACGUCUCCUCCAAAGCGUAGAAGAACUUCCAGCGGUGGAUUUAUUUGUGACAACAGCAAACGAUGAGUUAGAACCACCAAUCAUCACAGUAAACACAGUCCUAUCACUAUUAUCACUCGACUAUCCAUCUCACAAACUAUCUUGUUACGUUUCCGACGAUGCAUGUUCUCCUCUAAUCUUCUACGCUCUUCAACAAGCUUUGAAUUUUGCAAAACAUUGGGUCCCUUUUUGCAAAAAAUACAACGUACAAAUUCGAGCUCCAUUUAGAUACUUCGAUGAUGACAACGAGUGCGCCACAAAUAAUGAAGAAUUCCGACAAGAGUGGUUGCAGAUGAAGGACAUGUAUGAAAAUCUUAGCCGUGAGAUAGAUGUGGACCCAAAAUCGAUUCCAAGCUUACUGGAAGGAGAAUUUGCAGUUUUCUCAAAUACAAAUCGGACAAAUCAUCCUGCUAUUAUCAAGGUUAUAUGGGAGAACAAGGAAAUGGUUGAAGAUGGAUUGCCACAUUUGAUCUACUUAUCUAGAGAGAAGAGGCCAGAACAACCACAUCAUUUCAAAGCUGGUGCCAUGAAUGUCUUGACAAGAGUCUCAGGCUUGAUUACCAAUGCACCCUUCAUGUUGAACGUCGAUUGUGACAUGUUUGUAAACAAUCCAAAGAUCGUUCAACAUGCAAUGUGCAUUUUGCUUGAUUCCAAAGGGGAAAAAGAAGUUGCUUUUGUUCAGUGUCCUCAACGGUUCUACGCCACACUCAAAGACGAUCCUUUUGGAAAUCAGUUGACCAUUAUGUAUAAGUAUCUUCUGGGAGCUGGAAUAGCAGGACUCCAAGGACCCUUUUACGGUGGAACAAACUGUUUUCAUAGAAGAAAAAUUAUAUACGGUCUAUCUCCCGAUGAUGUGGAAAAUGGGUCAAACAAAUUAUCAGAGAAGGAGUUAAAACAAAAAUUCGGAACUUCCAAAGAACUUAUGAAAUCAGUUGUUCAUGCUUUAGAAAGGAGGAAUUAUUCAUCUAAGGACAUUAAUGUUAAGAAAGGAGUUGAAGAAGCUAGUCAAGUUGCUUGUAAUGCAUAUGAAUAUGGAACUUCCUGGGGUAAACAGGUUGGUUGGAUGUAUGGAUCACUAGUAGAAGAUGUGUUAACUGGACUGACAAUGCACGAAAAAGGUUGGAGAUCAGAAUUAUGUAAACCAGAUCCAGUUGCUUUUACAGGUUGUGCUCCAAGUGAUAACCCAACAAGUAUGUCACAAUAUAAAAGAUGGGCCACAGGAGUGCUUGAAAUAUUCUUUAGCAAGCAUUGUCCUAUUUUUGGGACUAUUUUUGCUAAACUUUCUUUUAGGGAAUUCUUAGCUUAUAUGUGGAUCAUUAAUUGGGGCUUCAACCCAUUUGCUCAAGUAUGCUACUCUUGUCUCAUUGCUUAUUGCAUCAUUACCAACUCCUAUUUCUUGCCAAAGGAUUGGGGCAUAUAUAUUCCUAUAACAUUAGUUGUGAUUUACAAUGUAUAUUCUCUAUAUGAAUAUUUGGCUUCAAAUAUGUCAACUAGAGCAUGGUGGAACAAUGAAAGAAUGUCAAGAAUAGCACCUAUGAAUGCUGGAUUUUGUGGAUUUAUUACUAUGUUACUUAAAUUAUUGGGAGUAUCCAACACUAUUUUUGACAUAACAAAGAAAGAUCUUCCCCCAUUUAGCGACGAUGAUAUGAAUGCCGGUAGACACACAUUCGAUGAGUCGUUGGUAUUUUUGCCAGGAACUACUAUCUUGUUGUUGCAAUUGACAGCAAUAUUUAUCAAGUUGUUAGGGCUUCAAAAGCAAGGAUUAAAGGGGAAUCAUGAGUGUGGAAUGGUUGAAAUGUUGUCUAGUGUGUAUUUGAUCAUAUGUUUCUGGCCAUUUCUUAGAGGAUUGUUUGAGACAGGCAAAUAUGGGAUUCCUUUGUCUACAAUGUGCAAAGGAGGAACUUUGACAUGUUUGUUUGUAUGUCUAUGUAGAAGGACAAUUUCAGUUUCUGAUUGAUAUAUGUUGUGCAGGAUAUAGAUGACUUCGUCAUAUAUGUCACAAUAUUUGUUUAGACAUUUAUUUACAAAUUGUAGUUUAUUGAAUGCUAGUAAUAAUCAACAA